Sorex araneus (European shrew) is the source of this 4121-nucleotide messenger RNA. It is a transcript of the gene RNF138, whose product is annotated as ring finger protein 138. The record is from RefSeq and is a predicted model, not a curated record. Bases 361 to 1095 code for a protein of 244 amino acids. NCBI's taxonomy places the organism in Eukaryota, Metazoa, Chordata, Mammalia, Eulipotyphla, Soricidae. The transcript has 8 exons.
CCUCCGGGCUUCGCUGACCCGCCGCGCCGGCUGCAGGCGGCGCAAUGCCGAGGAAGAGCUGGCAGGGGCGGUGGGAUCGCGGCGCGCCGUGAGCUUCGGGCUCGGCCCCGGUGCGGGCCGAUGAGCUCGGCGUACCUAGGACGCCCCUCCCCGCCCGCCCUCGGCUCGCCCAGGCAGCUGCGGCCGGACGCCGGAGCCCGAGCACCGCGCAGGGCCAGCCCUGUUCCAGCACGCGCGGGGGCGGCCGCUGCCUCGGCGCCGCCGCUCUGGGGCUAAACGGAGCCGGGCCCGGGCUGCCGCCGCCGCUCCGGCCGCCGCCGCCGCCGCCGCCGCCAUCGCUGCGCGCUCCGCCGCCCCGUCAUGGCCGAGGAGCUCUCCGCGGCCACCCCGUACACCGAGGAUGAUUUCUACUGCCCCGUGUGCCAGGAGGUGCUCAAGACGCCCGUGCGGACCGCGGCCUGUCAGCACGUUUUUUGUAGAAAAUGUUUCCUGACUGCAAUGAGAGAGAGCGGAAUACAUUGUCCCCUCUGUCGUGGAAAUGUGACUAGAAGAGAGAGAGCAUGUCCUGAACGGGCCCUAGACCUUGAAAAUAUCAUGAGGAAGUUUUCUGGUAGCUGCAGAUGCUGUGCAAAACAGAUUAAAUUCUAUCGCAUGAGACAUCAUUACAAAUCUUGUAAGAAGUAUCAAGAUGAAUAUGGUGUUUCUUCUAUUAUUCCAAACUUUAAGAUCUCUCAAGAUUCAGUAGGGAGCAGUAAUAGGAGUGAAACAUCCACAUCUGAUAACACAGAAACUUACCAAGAGAAUACAAGUUCUGGACAUCCAACCUUUAAGUGUCCCUUAUGUCAAGAAUCAAAUUUUACCAGACAGCGUUUACUGGAUCAUUGCAACAGUAAUCACCUAUUUCAGAUAGUUCCUGUGACCUGUCCUAUUUGUGUGUCUCUUCCUUGGGGAGAUCCUAGCCAGAUUACUAGAAAUUUUGUUAGUCAUCUAAAUCAAAGACAUCAAUUUGAUUAUGGAGAAUUUGUGAAUCUUCAGCUCGAUGAGGAAACCCAAUAUCAAACUGCUGUUGAAGAAUCAUUUCAAGUAAACAUCUGAAAAUUGUAGACAUCUCUGCAUCUUUGUUCCUGCAAGUGCCAUCUUAAGGGGAAGACUACAUGAAGUCGUCUUUUGAUAACUUGAUUUGUAUAUUAAUAAAAGUAAUUCACUCUACUGUUUUAGUUUAAUUGAAAAUUAAGUGGAUGCUCUAAAAACAUUCUCUUGAGAGUUAAAAAACAAAAUUAAGAUGUUAUCUUGAAAAUCAUUAAAGGAUUGUAUUUUAUUAAUGUAAUGGUGAAAAGGGAAUUCUUGUACUUUUAUCUUGUUAACAGUACAUUGAAUUUUUCCUUAUUUGCCUUUAAAAUUUGGUGCAAUUUUUUCAUUGACAUAAUUCACAAUAGCCAGUACUGAAAGAUGUAAUUGAUAUAGACCUGACAUCUGAGCCAGUUAAUUAGAAUGACAGAAUGGGGUCUUGAAUGCUAGAGUAAAAGAAUCCAAAGGAAACUUUUAAAACAUAGGUAGUUUGUUUGUAAGCUGGAUGGAGCUGGAUUUUUUUGUCAUCAGAAUUCUCAAUUGCCAGAAUUUCUGAUCAGCUAGGAAAAAACUUUAGAGACUUUUAGUUGGUAAAAUUAUAUUCUAUAUAUAUUUAAAUGAGAGAUUUUGGCUUCAGCUCAUUUUAGACAUUCAUUUGAAUUCAAAGAUGUUUUUAAUAGACUUGUUUGUGUAUAUACACACUCUGUAUGCAUGGAGUUCGUCAGGUCAUGACAAUUUCUACUAAGAUUCUUUUUUUAAUUGAUAAACAAAUGGGAUUGAAUGUUUAUCUGAUCUGAUUAAAGUUUAUAUGUCCCUACAUUUUUAAAAAAGUGAUAUGUAAGUGCUAAGUGGUCUACUUGGCCACUCUUACCCUUAAAAGUUUGGUUUCACACAGACCUGUUUGUAUGGUGCUUAUUUGUUAUUCUCAAAGAUAUGUGUGACUGUGAAGUAGUAGUCGUGAGGCAUUCUAACAGCCACUUUGUUUCUCUGCUUUCAGACUAAACUGGUUCUUAGUAUUCAUUAGUGAGAAUCAUACUGGAAGGCCCAAAUCAUAGAAUUAAAGAGUGGAUUAGCUGACAUUCCAUACUAAUACACAUUGUUUUUGCUUUCUUUAAUAUAACUAAAAGAACAUAAAGGUUAAUCUCAGAAGUAAUUUGCUGCUAAUAUAUUACAUAUAUUGUAUAAAAAGAUAUAUUUUGCUUUUGUUAAAACCCUUGUUGACUUUUCUACAGUGAACAUUUUUAAACUUGAUUUAAUAAAAAAAAAGUUAAUUUUGGAAGUGGAGUUUUGUAAAAACCUUUUUGCAGUCAAACAGUAAUGACUUUAUUUAUGGGUAAUAACAAUCACCAAAAAAGCCAUACAUCUUAAUGAGCAUAUGUCUUUGUUUUGUCAUGAGUGAUUAGUUUACUCUGUGCUUAAACUGUCCUCUGCGGUUACUUAAGUCUAAUUGUAAGAGUAUCUAUUUAAUGAACUCUUUAAGACAUCACCAUGCAGUUUUCCAGUUGAAAAAAAGCAAUAACUUUAGUACUUUUAAUACUCCAAGUAUGUCUUCACGUUUAACACUUCAAGUAUUCUAGAAAGUUAAACCAUUCUAGAAUUUCAGAGCUACUUUGAGGUAUACUCUAUCACCUUGUGUUUUGAAGUUCUGUAGAUUUUUUACAUAUUAUUAGUCUUGUGUCUUUUAAAAUAAGCUUUCUUAAUGAGAAACAAUUUUAUUUGCUAUUUGGAAACUCCUGAGAAUGGAAAUGUUUGGUUUUGCUUUUCAGUUUGUUUUGUUUUGGGCCACACUUAGUGGUGCUCGGGAGUGACUCCUGCUCUUUACUCAGGAAUUAGCUCCUAGUGAUGCUUGUGGGAUAAAUGGGGUGCCAGGGAUCUAACCCAUGUUGGUGGCGCCAAUGCAGACUUUCUACCAGUUGUACUCUCUCCAGCCCUGGAAAUGUUUCUUAAAGUUUUCCCUCCUUCUGCCAGUGAUUAGGAAUAGGUAGAGAAAGGCUUUCUGUAUUUAUAAUUUAAAUUUACAAGAAAAGGCACCUUUACAUCCCUCCUCCCCCCCUCCCCUCCCUUAUUUUAUUAUUAUUACUUCUUUUGUGUGGAUUUUUUUGAGCCACACCCAGCAAUGCUCAGGGGAUAAUCCUGCCUCUGCACUUACGCAUCACUCCUGGCAGAACUCAUAUAUGAGAUGCUGGGGAUCGAACCUAGGUCUGCUGUGUGCAGGUAUCGUACCUGCUAUACUGUCACUUCAGUCCAAAAGCCCUUAUUUUAAAAAAUGCUUACAGCUGAGUGAUGAAGGGAGGGAAAUGAUUAAUAAUCUGACAGCUACAUCUCACCAUGCCACUAGGGCUAUUUCCCUUAGUAGACUACAUUUUAUGUUGUGCAGUCCUACUUGAGGUGUAUUGCUUUAUUUUUUUCAUUAAAGGUGUUUUUUUUUUUCCACUUGUCUAUAAAUAAAAAAAUUUGUUUAAAUGCAAAUAUGUUAACCAUUUAAUUCAGCAACACACUGAAAUAUACACAGGAGAGAAACCAUUAUUUUUCGCUUGGAUGGGAAAAAGCCAGUAUUAUGUGUUGACACACUGUAUUGGAUUUAACUGUAUAAAUCUAUACUGUAUCUCAAACGUUGUGAUCCAUUUAAAGUUUAUUUUGUCAAGUGUUUAUAAUAGCACUCUUUUCAGUGUUAGCAACUAGACCGCUAAUUGGUAAGUGAUUUUAUUGUUCUAUAGUGUGGAGUAUUGAAUUCAGGGCCUCAGGUAGUGGAUGGCAAAUGCUUUACCGUUAGGCUACAUUCCUGACUUCUAAUAAACACUAAAAUUGAGAAAUUUACUCAUAAGAUAUCACUGUUACCAAGUACAGUGUCAUACCUGUUGGGUUGUUUUGUAAGUAUUAACAGCAAUCUUGAAUAAAUCUUAGCUUUUCUAGAAAACUCUUAGGAUUGCUAUAGAAAUAAAUUCCUGUGGAGGUGGUGACAUUUUAGCCUUUGUAGGAAAGUUGUGACCCAGGAAACAUGUAAAUACAUACAGUUUAAAACAGGACUAUGAAUAAAGCAUUCUAUGAUACCA